GACAAGGUAUCGGCGCAGGAGAAGACGCGGUGGUUGGACCAGCAACUAUCGUACCGCCAGUGCCCCUACCCCAUUCGACACAUCGAGUUCACUCACUCAGGCGAUGCCGUCGUCGAAUUCGUGUCCAAUGUCGCAAUGGCCAAGUCGCUGAAGCAGUCGUCGCUCAAGUGGGAUCGCCCGGCGUCGCAGGACGUCUCCACGCGGCCGUGCACGGAGGAUGACAUUCGCGCGCUCUUCUGGGUGGGUGUCGCGGCGACCGGCGCGACGAGCGCAUCGCUGCUGGAGCUGCUGCCGCAAGUCAGACAGGCCUUGCAGCAAUUCGGCGAAGUGAGAGGGGAGUACGCGCCCCAUCCUUCCUCCUCGGACCCCAGCACUCCCCCGCACCUGCGCGCCCCCCCGCCGUCCAUGCUCAAGCUCUACUUCGCGCCGUCUGGCCGCCGCCGCCUCCCGCCCUCUAUCCACGUGUCGCGGCCUGAUAGGCCUAAGGGAUUCCCCCCCAUGAUAGCCCGCGUGUUCACGCCGCACGGGCACGGCCCGCUGGCGGUCAAGUGCGCGGACUUUGGCACCUUCCACUCUGAGUACGGCUGCCCUGACUGCUGUAGCCGCCACUUCAACGGCUGGGGCGCCUAG
Messenger RNA from Closterium sp. Naga37s-1, 630 nucleotides. Lineage: Eukaryota; Viridiplantae; Streptophyta; Zygnematophyceae; Desmidiales; Closteriaceae. The record is from the annotation of a GenBank genome assembly.